AGGGAAGAGGAGGAAGAGUGGGGGGAAAGGAGGGAGGAGGAGGUUGCCAGCUCUGCCUGAGCUGGUCUCCGGCUCCUGCGGCUGAGUUUGGGAGCUGUCUGAGAAGUGAUGUUUGUUUGUUUGUUUUCUUUAAAGGCAGAUGGCUAGCGUAGAAACAGAAACUGCCUCGUCUCUUCGGAUUUGUGCAAGGUUCUUCUUUUGCGUCGUGGGACUGGUGAUCAUCGUGCUGUGAUGUGUGUCCAGAGAGGAAUUGCUGCACAACCUGCAUCUCCCCGUGUUUUGGACAUGACCGAGGCUCUUCAAUGGGCCAGAUACCACUGGCAGCGGCUGAUCGGCAGUACAAACACGGAUGAUGAUGAGAGACCCUACAACUAUUCCUCUCUGCUUGGCUGCGGGGGCAAGUCCUCUCAGACCCCCAAAGUGGCAGGAAGGCACCGGGUGGUUGUCCCCCACCUCCGGCCCUUCAAGGAUGAAUACGAAAAGUUCUCUGGAACCUAUGUGAAUAACAGAAUACGGACAACCAAGUACACGCUUUUGAAUUUUGUGCCAAGAAAUUUAUUUGAACAAUUUCACAGAGCCGCCAAUUUAUAUUUCCUGUUUCUAGUUGUCCUGAACUGGGUGCCUUUGGUAGAAGCCUUCCAAAAAGAAAUUACCAUGCUGCCUCUGGUGGUUGUCCUUACAAUUAUUGCAGUUAAAGAUGGCUUGGAAGAUUACCGAAAAUAUAAAAUUGACAAAAGGAUCAACAAUUUAGUCACUAAAGUUUACAGUAGGAAAGAGAAAAAAUAUGUUGAUAGAUGCUGGAAGGAUGUUACUGUUGGCGACUUUAUUCGGCUUUCCUGUAAUGAGGUCAUUCCUGCAGAUAUGGUUUUACUCUUUUCCACUGAUCCAGAUGGAAUCUGUCACAUUGAGACUUCCGGUCUUGAUGGAGAGAGCAUUAAACAGAGGCAGGUGGUUCGGGGCUAUUCAGAGCAGGACUCUGAAGUUGAUCCUGAGAAGUUCUCCAGUAGGAUAGAAUGUGAAAGUCCAAACAAUGACCUCAACAGAUUCCGAGGCUUUCUAGAACAUUCCAACAAAGAACGUGUGGGUCUCAGUAAAGAGAAUUUAUUACUUAGAGGAUGCACCAUAAGGAACACAGAGGCUGUCAUGGGCAUCGUGGUUUAUGCAGGUCAUGAAACCAAAGCGAUGCUGAACAACAGUGGACCAAGGUAUAAGCGCAGCAAGUUAGAAAGAAGAGCAAAUACAGAUGUCCUCUGGUGUGUCCUACUUUUGGUUAUAAUGUGUUUAACUGGUGCAUUGGGUCAUGGAAUCUGGUUGAGCAGAUAUAAAAACAUACCCUUUUUUAACAUCCCUGAGCCUGAUGGCCAUGUCACAUCACCAGUGUUGGCAGGAUUCUAUAUGUUUUGGACCAUGAUCAUCCUGUUACAGGUCUUGAUUCCCAUUUCUCUCUAUGUUUCCAUUGAAAUCGUGAAGCUGGGACAGAUAUAUUUUAUUCAAAGCGACGUGGAUUUCUACAAUGAGAAGAUGGAUUCUACUGUUCAGUGCCGAGCCCUGAACAUCACUGAGGAUCUUGGACAGAUUCAGUACCUCUUUUCUGAUAAGACAGGAACUCUCACAGAGAACAAGAUGGUUUUUCGAAGAUGUAGUGUGGCAGGCUUUGACUACUGCCAUGAGGAAAAUGCCAAAAGGUUAGAGUCCUAUCAGGAAGCUGUCUCUGAAGAUGAAGAUUUUGCCGACACUCUCAGUGGCUCCCUUGGCAAUAUGGCAAAGCCAAGGACCCCCAGCUGCAGGACGGUUCACAAUGGGCCUUUGGGAAGUAAAUCCUCGAAUCAUCUCAGCGGGAGCUGUUUCGCUCUAGGAAGUGGAGAAGGAGCUGGUGAAGUGCCUCAUUCCAGACAGGCUGCUUUCAGUAGCCCCAUUGAAACAGAUGUGGUACCAGAUACCAGGCUUUGGGACAAGUGUAGUCAGAUUACUCCUCAGCUCUUUACCCCACUGGAUGAUGCUGUCCCAGAUCCGCCACUCGAGACUCUGUACAUCAUCGACUUCUUUAUUGCAUUGGCAAUUUGCAACACAGUGGUGGUUUCUGCUCCUAACCAACCACGGCAAAAGAUCAGACUCUCUUCUCUGAGUGGAAUGCCCAUUAAGUCUUUGGAAGAAAUUAAAAACCUGUUCCAGAAGCUGUCUGUCCGAAGGUCAAGUUCGCCAUCUCUUGCCAGUGGGAAGGAGCCAUUCUCUGGGGUCCCAAACGCCUUUGUGAGCAGACUUUCCCUCUUUAGUCGCAUGAAACCUGCUUCUCCUCUAGAGGAAGAGAGCUCCCAGACGAGUGAGAGCCCCCAGGGCCAUGGGAGCUCAGCUUGUCCCACAGAAACUGAGCAACAGAGCAGUGAUGAGGGCAUCACGGACGGCAAGGUGGGAUCCCCGCCUGGACAGCCCUCGGCCUCCAGCCUGUGUUACGAGGCCGAGAGCCCGGAUGAAGCAGCCCUGGUGUAUGCCGCCCGGGCUUACCAGUGCACGUUACGGUCCCGGACGCCAGAGCAGGUGGUGGUGGACUUCGCUGCUUUGGGACCAUUAACAUUUCAACUCCUGCACAUCCUGCCCUUCGACUCCGUAAGGAAAAGGAUGUCGGUUGUGGUCCGCCACCCCCUUUCCAACCAAGUCGUGGUGUAUACAAAGGGUGCGGAUUCUGUCAUCAUGGAGCUGCUCUCUGGGGCUUCCCCAGAUGGACCAAGUCUGGAGAAACAACAGAUGAUGAUAAGGGAGAAAACCCAGAAGCACUUGGACGACUAUGCCAAACAAGGCCUGCGUACUCUGUGUAUCGCAAAGAAGAUCAUGAGUGACACAGAAUACGCAGAGUGGCUGAGAAAUCAUUUUUUAGCUGAAACCAGCAUUGACAACAAGGAAGAAUUACUCCUUGAAUCGGCCAUGAGAUUGGAGAACAAACUAACUUUACUUGGUGCUACUGGCAUUGAAGACCGCCUGCAAGAGGGUGUCCCCGAGUCUAUAGAAGCCCUUCACAAAGCUGGAAUCAAGAUCUGGAUGCUGACAGGGGACAAACAGGAAACAGCUGUCAACAUUGCUUAUGCGUGCAAGCUCCUGGAGCCAGAUGACAAGCUUUUUAUCCUCAAUACUGAAACUAAAGAUGCCUGUGAGGUGCUGAUGGACACAAUUUUGAAAGAGCUUCAGGGGAAGAACCCAGCUGCUCCAGAGCGAGGACCAUUAAGCGAGGAUUCACAGCAGCCUCCUGGCCCCCAGGACCCAGGGCUGCGCGCUGGACUCAUUAUCACGGGGAAGACCCUGGAGUUCGCCCUGCAGGAGAGUCUGCAGAGGCAGUUCCUGGAGCUGACUGCUUGCUGCCAGGCUGUGGUCUGCUGCCGAGCCACACCCCUGCAGAAGAGCGAGGUGGUGAAACUGGUACGCGGCCAUCUCCGGGUGAUGACCCUGGCCAUUGGUGAUGGCGCCAAUGACGUUAGCAUGAUACAGGUGGCAGACAUUGGGAUUGGGAUCUCGGGUCAGGAAGGCAUGCAGGCGGUGAUGGCCAGUGACUUUGCCAUUUCUCAGUUUAAACAUCUCAGCAAGCUCCUCCUCGUCCAUGGGCACUGGUGUUACACCCGGCUUUCCAACAUGAUUCUCUAUUUUUUCUACAAGAACGUGGCCUAUGUGAACCUCCUUUUCUGGUACCAGUUCUUUUGUGGGUUUUCAGGAACAUCCAUGACUGACUAUUGGGUCUUGAUCUUCUUCAACCUCCUUUUCACAUCCGCCCCUCCCGUCAUCUAUGGUGUUCUGGAGAAGGAUGUGUCUGCAGAGAUGCUCCUGCAACUGCCUGAGCUUUACAGGAGUGGCCAGAGAUCAGAGGCAUACUUACCCCACACCUUCUGGAUCACCCUGUUGGAUGCCUUUUAUCAAAGCCUGGUCUGCUUCUUUGUGCCUUACUAUACCUACCAGAGCUCAGACAUUGACAUCUUUGCAUUCGGGAACCCCCUGAACACAGCUGCUCUCUUCAUCAUUCUCCUCCAUCUGGUCAUUGAAAGCAAGAGUUUGACUUGGAUCCACAUGCUGGUCAUCGUUGGGAGCAUCUUGUGUUAUUUUCUCUUCGCCUUGGCUUUUGGAGCCAUGUGUGUAACUUGCAACCCACCAUCCAAUCCCUACUGGAUUAUGCAGGCACACAUGCUGGAUCCAGUGUUCUACUUAGUUUGUGUUCUCACAACCUGUGUUGCUCUUCUGCCCAGAUUUAUAUACAGAGUUCUUCAGGGAUCCCUGUUUCCAUCUCCAAUUCUGAGGGCUAAGCACUUUGACAGACUGACUGCCGAGGAGAGGAAGGAAGCUCUCAAGAAGUGGAGAGGGGCUGGAAAGAUGGAUCCAGUGACAUCUAAGUGUGCUGACUACUCAGCUGCCAAGUCAGAGAGAAUACCCAUUUCGGACCCUCCUGCUGUCUUUACAGUGAUGUCUUCAACUUCUUGUGUUUUUGAGCAUGGAAACUUAGCUGUAUGUGAAACUGCUAUAGACUCAGACUCCUCUAAAACUAAGGUCUCAGGGAUGGCUGGACCCUCAAACAACUGAAAAAGUAGGAUACCCUCCUUGGAGUUCCAAGUGUUCCUUCAAGUGUGGAAUGGGGACUUUGAAGAGGCUCCUCUACCAAGCAAGAAUGACUUGGAUUUUUCCUUAAGGGACAAGAGCAUCUUGUUCUUGAGCUCAGAAAAGCUAAAGUGAUGACCUUUGCUGUAUGUUUGUACAUACAUUUUUAAAGGAGGUUAAAGUUGGGCCUGUACAGAGUUUAAAGAAGUGAAAUAUUUAAUUCAGAAUCAAAUGCUUUUAUGAAACUUUUUGGAUUUUUGUGAAAGCAUUUUAAUUGCCUUAGAAAUGCAGACAUUUUCAAGGAGAUUCAUUUGAGACAAAUAUUUAUUUUAUUUUCUGCUCAUUUCAGUGUUCUCCCAAGGUGGAGCCUUCAUUCGGAAGGGGCACCGGGGGUCCCAGGGGUCCACAGAGAUGUGUUCUCUCCGCUUCCAGUCAAAAGAAGACUUUAUGAGGUCUGCCUCUGUGCAAAUGUUGUCAGUUGAGAAACAGAUACAGAAUGUUGGUAAGGAAGACAGAAUCAGUCGAGUCUAGAACCCAUUUGGCAAUUUCCUGUAUUCUAAAACUGACAAUAGCCUGAUCCAGAUGAGACAAUCAGUUUCAAAGAGUCUUCAGGAGACCAUUUGAGGGUUUGUAGUCUUGAGAGUACCCUACAAUUUUUCUGGUUGUGCAGCCUCUAAAAAUGAGAUAUUGUGUAGUGAGACUGAUACAGGUGGUUCUCAGGAAUUUUCUAUGACGUUCUUAGAAAAAUUAAUAUUUAAUACAUUUUAGGACAGGAAUGGCUAUACCAAGUUAAUUGCUGUUACAAAUCAUGUAUGCUGGCUUUGGUUGGAACAAAGAAACCAGUUGCUACCCAAACUGCCAGGUAUUAUUAUAAAAUCAUGUAUUCUUGCUGA
Molecule: messenger RNA, 5462 nt
Organism: Phacochoerus africanus (Common warthog)
Lineage: Eukaryota; Metazoa; Chordata; Mammalia; Artiodactyla; Suidae
Gene: ATP10D
Product: ATPase phospholipid transporting 10D (putative)
Biological process (GO): phospholipid translocation
Cellular component (GO): plasma membrane
Molecular function (GO): ATP binding; ATP hydrolysis activity; magnesium ion binding
Source: RefSeq, a predicted model, not a curated record